Messenger RNA from Leptopilina heterotoma, 3424 nucleotides. RefSeq names its product transcription termination factor 2 (gene lds). Lineage: Eukaryota; Metazoa; Arthropoda; Insecta; Hymenoptera; Figitidae. The transcript has 8 exons. Bases 284 to 3187 code for a protein of 967 amino acids. The record is from RefSeq and is a predicted model, not a curated record. Gene Ontology annotation, molecular function: ATP binding; ATP-dependent chromatin remodeler activity.
UAUGCACGUUUUGUGUUUUGUGUGUUGCAAGUCUCGACGUGUUGUUUAUUCUGCAUUGUUCUUUUUGUGAAUUCUAAAAAGAAACCAAUUUAUUUUGGAUAAAUAAUAUACAUUUGAAGACUUAGAUUUAAAGAAGAAAACUUUCAUUGAUUUGUGAUUAAUUUAGAAAAUGUGAUAUUAACGUUUUUUAAAUCAGUGAAUCAUUUUUGUCAGCGAACAAUGAACUUUUGAUUUGUAUACUUUUAUUGUGUUGAUCAUAAAAUAUUUAUAGUUUAUUGAAAACAUGGAUAAGUGGCGUAAUUUUUCACGUAAUUCUGUUUCAUUAAGUGCAUCAGAAUAUGAAGAAGAAGAAGAAGAAGUUCCAGGUUCCCUAGAAGUCAGCAAAUUAUCUGUUGCAACUCCAAAUUUUAUAUAUGCUCCCGAUAGCGAAGAAGAGAACGACAAUAAAAAUGACCUUGAAAACAUUUAUAAAUCCUCAAACAAGGAUAAAAUACACAAAACCCACCGUAAAUCAGAUAUUGUAGAUGAAAGUGAAGAAGAUGAAGACGAUGAGGAGGAAGAAGAUGAAGAAGAGGAGGAAAGUCACAUCGAAAAUAAUUCUUCCAGAACUGAUAAGGAAUGGCAGAAAAGUGAAUCGAAUUAUGAUAUAGAAGAUGAUUCGGAGAAUUCGGAUGAAUUUGAUACGCCAAUAAAAAAGAAGACAAGUGCAGCGAAAAAAUUUCAAAUUCUGGAUGACAAUUCGGAUGAUUUUGAUACGCCACUAAAAAAAAAGUCAAGUGCAGCGAAAAAAUUUCAAAUUCUGGAUGAUUCAACUGACGUGAGUGUAAAGGAUUCCAAUCAUUCCUCAAUUGUCGAAAUUCACGAUUCUAGUGAUGAGGAACACUUACCGCUUUCUAUCAGCAACUCUAGUGCUCCUGAUAUUGCCAUUUCGCUCGCAAAAGGAGAAACAUCAAACACUAGUAUCGAUCCUUUAAUGAUUCAAGAAAAAAUUUUGAAAACGUCCAAAUUGCAACAAUUACAGAAUGAUUUAGCAAAAGCCAAGAAUAUUUAUCAUACCGUGAAUCGAUCACAACUUCCGGAUCGUGGGGAGAAAUUACGUCUUAGUAUUGAAACUCUACAGGAGAAAAUACAAAAUGUUUCACUCGAAUUAGAGAGUUAUCCAAAAUUGGAUGAUUCUGUUUUAAGUGCAAUUUCGAUUAAAGAUGAAUCGUCAACGUCAAUUAAAGAUAUACGAGCCUCGUCACAGGAGCCGGAAAUAAUACCAUUAGGUGGGAAGAAAAUGGGUGAAAUGGCAAUGGCAACAUUUGAGCGUCAACAGGCACUGACUGUCGAGAGAAUUGAACAUUUGCAACAAUCAUUGAAUAGAUGCCCCGAGGAAAAUGAGGAGGCUGAAAAUCCACGAGGUUUAAAGACACAACUAAUGCCCCAUCAAAAGCACGCAUUGGCCUGGAUGCUUUGGCGCGAAAAGGAAAGACCACCUGGCGGUCUAUUGGCUGACGAUAUGGGUUUGGGAAAGACUCUGACAAUGAUCUCCCUCGUCGUUGCCACUAAAGAUGAGACUUAUUCCGAUUACAGCGAUAAUAAUGAAGAGGAAGAAGACGAGAGAUGGUCCAGUAACAGAAAGUACGGUCGUCCCAAAGGCGGAACACUCGUCAUUUGUCCAGCAUCACUUUUAGAUCAAUGGCAAAAUGAAGUCACCAAUCGUUGCAAACGCGGUGUUCUCACAGUUGAACUCUUUCACGGUCAGAGACGUGAAAUUGUUGCCAAACGUUUAGCACGCAAUGACAUGGUUAUAACGACAUAUCAAUUAGUAUCGUCAGAAUUUAAGAAGAAUUCAAUUCUCUUUAAAAUUCGUUGGAAGCGCAUUAUUCUCGACGAAGCGCACGUUAUUCGUAAUCAUGCUGGUAAAAUUUCCGAAGCCGUUUGCAAUUUAUCGGCAUGUUGUCGUUGGACAUUGACGGGUACACCGAUUCAAAAUAAGGAACAGGAUUUGUAUGCUUUAUUGAAGUUUUUACGAGUCACACCAUUUAAUGAUCUUGCUGUUUGGAAACGUUGGGUGGAUAAUAAAAAUGCCCAGGGACUUAAACGUUUGUCAACCGUCACGAAAAGUUUAAUGCUAAGACGUACAAAACAGGAGUUAAUUGCUAAAGGUACUUUGGAUGAAUUACCGGAGAAAUUUAUCACAACUAUCUCAAUUGAUUUGGACGAAGAGGAGACGAAAAUUUAUCAAUUGGUUUUGGCUUUUUCGAAAACUCUUUUUGCACAAUUCUUAACGCAACGGGCGGAGAAAAAUCAUAUGAUGGAAUUGAAUGCGGGAAAAUUCGAUAAACUUGCAUUUUUGAACAACAUUCCUGAAUCGCAGUUUGUCGCUGCUCAAAAACAAUUACUUGGACAUAAAGGAGACGAUGUAAAGGCUUAUCAUAUUUUAGUUCUUAUUCUUCGAUUGCGACAAAUUUGUUGUCAUCCGGGUUUAAUAAAAGAAAUGCUAACUAAAGAUGAAGCCGAAGCUAAUGGAAUGUCAAAUGAUGGUGAAGCUGAUCUUGAUAAUUUAACGGCGCAAGUUAAUAACAUGACACUUCUCGGGGAUGAAGAAAAUGAAGGAAAUGAAAAUUCCGAUUCUCAAAUAUUUUCUUCUUCAAAUCCAGUUUUCGAUUUUGAACGAAAAAGCUCUAAGAUUGCAGCUAUUAUUGAGAAAGUUGAAGAAAUUACAGAAAAGGGCGAAAAAAUGAUAAUUGUCUCGCAAUGGACGGGAAUGCUGGAAAUAAUAGGUCAACAUUUAACAGCGAUUGGUUCCGCCCAAUGGGAAAUGUUCUCUGGAAGUGUUCCAGUUAAGAAAAGGCAAGGGAUAAUCGAUAGAUUCAAUGAUAUGGAUAAUAGUUUGCAAAUUUUACUUCUCUCCUUAACUGCCGGUGGAGUUGGAUUAAAUCUCGUUGGUGCAAAUCAUAUUCUACUUAUCGAUAUUCACUGGAAUCCGCAAUUGGAAUCGCAAGCUCAGGAUCGAGUUUAUCGUUUUGGUCAGAAGAAAAAUGUUCACAUUUACAAGUUUCUGUGUAAGGAUACUAUUGAACAGAGAGUUAAAGAGCUUCAGGAUAAAAAAUUAAAUCUUGCUGAGGAUAUUUUUACAGGCCACAGAAGAACAUCAAACAAAUUGAGUCUCGACGAUCUUAAAAACAUUUUUGAAAUGUAAACGCAAAAAUGUUUAGUUCGAAAUCGUGGCCGGCCACUUAAAAACAAAGUAAUCUAAUUCUAUUUAAUUUGUAUUUUUUUAUUUUUUAUAACAACGACUUUUUUUAAUGCCUUUUAAUAUUUAGAAGCUACAAAGUAUAUUUUAAAUAUAGAUUCUAUAUACAUUUAUAAGUUUUCAUUUUUGUAAAAAUUUCUUUAUUGUAAUAUAAUAUACUUGUACAUUUAAAUUAUCUACAAA